CUUAAAUUAAAACGCUGUCAUGCCUCUGCUAUUUUGGUGUUCUUGCUACGGUGUUUCUAUGGACUAGAGUGCAUGCAACAAGAGCAGGAAGUGAGUCGAGUGGGAUGGUGGAAAAGACAAUUGGUAGAAAGGGGGACGAACACGCCCGUCCUGAAACUAAAAUAAAGUGAACGGAGUGCCAACAUUACAUGCGCCAACAUCACACAGGGAGACUGCAACAUUCAAUUUCAUCCAGUGCCUGCGCUUACAUAAUCUUCACAAUGACAUUUUUCCAAUGGAAUGGAACGGACUGUAUUCUCAGUUAAUGUUUUGAAUGUUGCCUUUACACCUCUUCAAACAAGCCAAUUUGAUAAUAGCAAGGACAGGUUUGUCCCUCACAGUCAUUCAAACUGGCUCUUGUUGACAUUUCUUAUGAUUAUACUAUACCAUUAUAGCUAUGCAAGAGCCAGGCCGGACCAAAGGCUUUUCGUGUAGACAUUGUGGUGUAGUAUGUGCAAGCAUGCCCAGUCUUUUGGAGCAUACAGACACUUUUCAUCAGUCGGAAGAGGAACGGAAGUUCAAAUGUGAUGAAUGUGGACGAGGCUACAGACAUGCUGGCAGCUUGGCUAACCACAGAAAAACACACGAGGUUGGCUCUUUUCAGUGUCAUAUAUGCUCCAGGAAGCUCUCCAAUGCAUUGGCUCUCAAAAGCCACCUGCGCAUCCACACAUCUAGAAAGAAAUAUUCUUGCACCGAUUGCGGAAAGGCUUUUCGCCUUGCAACUCAGCUGGUCACCCAUCAAAAGGUCCAUCGCAAUAAAGAGUCUCAAAUCAGGACAAAGGAUUCUGCAAAUAGUCUUAUUGAAAGUGAUUAUAAAGAUGAUGAGUUGCUGCAUCUAGACGAGAUGGAUUUUGACAUGAUACCAGAUUUGCAGCCAGACAUGAAGCUAAAUAUUGCUCCAAUGAGCAGCCUUAGUAAUGGUGCCGUGUCAGAACACAUUUCAAACACCACCACAGAAAGUGACAUGGCAGCUGAAGAUGAUGCUGGAGACAGGCCGUUCAAAUGUGACUUGUGUGACAAGACAUACAGACAUCAUGGCAGCCUCAUAAAUCAUAAGAAAACUCAUCAAAUGGGGGUAUUUGAGUGUCCAGUCUGUUUUAAACAUUUCAAUAAUCUUGCUGCACUUAAUAGUCACCAGCGAAUCCACAGUAAAACCCGAGGUCGUCUCAGUGUGCAAACCUCUAAAGCUGCCCUCACAGUGUGCAAGCAAGAACUUGCCCCUCAUGUUAUGCCACAGAAUGGUGAUGCUAAUAUACAUUUUUGUCACCUUUGUCAGGUUGCUUUUGCUAAUGAUGAUGAGUUUCAAAAUCACAUUCUGUUGCAUAACUCCUCCUCGGUGUCAUUUGAGCUCCCUACUAACUUGUCAGAGGAGCACAAUUUUUCUUACAAUGAUAGUGUUACUCAUUCCCCAGAGUCUAAUCCUUAUCCCCCCUCUAGUGACACUCCACCAUUGCCCCCGUUACUCAAUAAAGCUAUUGAAUAUUCCCAAGCAGAUGGGCCAUUGGAAAAUGGUCAUAUUUAUCUACCCAACUCUUUAGAUGAAAAUCCAUUGACUCUACAUGCUCAGGGACAGCCAAUGGCCCUACCAUCAGAAAACCUCAACCCUGAUUGUUCAGCACAGGGUACUGAUAACAUCAAAGUAGAAGAUGCUGACAGUUCUGAUCGCAGAUUCAAGUGCCACAUCUGUGGCAAAAGCUACAGGCAUGCAGGCAGUCUUAUAAAUCACAAACGGUCCCAUCAAACCGGGAUCUUUCAGUGUUCCAUCUGCCGCAAGAACUACCUACAUUUGGCGGCUCUGCGAAGCCACCUUCGGAUCCAUAAGGGAAGGCCCGCAUCUUUGCCUGCUAGUUCUGAGGGUGAUUGGCUUUCCUCAGAGCCCUUGACACACGAGAACCAACAGAACUGUUUUCAAUCACAUGAGGAAGAUGUAAGUGGAAUAUUAGGCCUUCCUCAGGACCUGGUAGACUCUGUGCAGCAUAAAUCCGAUGAGGAGCAUGUGAAUGAGACGAAUGCUUCUGAAUUUCAUGAGCAGUUUGACAAUUCCUUCUCAGAUGAGCACCUACCUCAGGAUGAACACCUCAUGGAGAGGCACAUGUGUGCUGACUGUGGUAAAACAUUUACUGAUAUUGCAGGAAUCAAGUCACACAUUUGUCCCCUCCUGAAUCAGCAGUAUCAGACCAUGAUGAACGGCUCACCUGGUCACAUGGACUUUCACAACACAAAGCAUCAACAUUUCUUAGGAGAGUCAGGGGAAGAUGUUGGUUUUGAGGGACACAAUGCUAGUGCAUCAGAGGCCUAUUUUAGACAGCAGACCUUUCAUGACAAUGUUCAUGGUGAGAUGAGUGACAGUGAAGCUGAAUGUGAAGACGAUGAAGAAGAAGAUGAUGGAGAGAUGUAUCAGUGCUCAGUGUGUGGGAAUCACUAUACUAGCAUGCGUGCACUGCGAAGCCAUCUCAGAGGUCAUACUCAAACUCAUGGCGCACCUUCAGCAUGUGGCCCAUCAUUGUUGUCUUCUCUAGAGGUUAAGAAAGAUGAACCGAGUGAAAAUCAGCAGGGUGACUGCAGUCUGAUUAUCUGCAGCACUUGUGGAGAGAGCUUUACAAAGAAACAAGACCUACAAGCCCACCAGCUCUUGCAUAGCAAUAUAGAAAGUAAUCCACAAGAACAAUUUGUAACCAACCACCAGAAUGAGCUCAAACCAAAAGUAGAAAUGGAAAGUAUUAUUUGUGGGAAAUGUGGCAUAAGCUGCAGCGAUAUUAAUCACCUCAAUAACCACAACUGCACAGGACAACGAGAUGGACAAGUGGAGGAGAAAUGUGGGGAGAAAUCACUUCUUAAAAGUAAAUUUCAACGAGAACUUUUGCAGGCGAGUCCACAUGAUGGAGAGCGCCAGUACAAGUGUGACCAAUGUGGUCGUUCGUACAGACAUGCUGGAUCAUUACUCAAUCAUAAGAAGUCUCACAAAACUGGAGUGUUUCGCUGCUUUGUUUGCCAAAAGCGUUUUUAUAAUUUGCUGGCUCUCAAGAAUCACCAGAGGACACACUUUGAUGUUAAAAAGCAUAGAUGCACAGAAUGUGGGAAAGCAUUCAAAAUCUAUAAACAACUGUUGAACCACCAGAGGGUACAUCAGGAAAACAAAGCUAAGAUUGAAGAGCUCAACAAACAAAUUCAGACCCUCAUGCAGAUGAGUGGGAAUGCUUCAGGGAGUGGAAUGCAGGCACUUAAUUCCAGCAAAAAGAGAAUGAGCAGACGCCACAAGCAACGGCAGACCUCUAACAGUGAUCAGUCUAGCCAAGAAAAAGAGGGCCAGAUGGGAGAUCCCAGAGACCCUCGCCCUUUUGUCUGUGAUCAGUGUGGGCGAAGCUAUCGACAUGCAGGAAGCUUGGUCAACCACAAAAACUCGCACAAGACAGGUGAAUAUUACUGUGCGUUGUGCAACAACACUUACUCCAACCAGCUAGCAAUGAAGAAUCAUUUGCGAAUACACUUUGCCGUCAAAAGACACUGCUGCCAAGACUGUGGAAAGGCCUUCAGGGGAAACAAACAGUUACUCAACCACACUUGUUUGACCAAGAAAAGAAAUGCAGCAGCAAGAGGAAAGGUCAGGGGCCACAAACGAGAAAAGAAUUUGACUUGCAAGCAGUGCCGUCUUGUAUUUCCAGAUACUGAACUACUUGAAGGACACACCUGUAGUAUAGAGACUGCCCCUGAUUCGGUCCCCCUAGGAGAUGUAGAUGGUGACAACGAUGGUGCGGACCUAGAAAAAGAAGAACGACCAUUCAAGUGCAACAUUUGUAGUCGCAGUUACCGUCACGCUGGUAGCUUGUUGAACCAUAAGAACACUCACAAAACAGGCCAUUUCACCUGCACCUUCUGUGCCAAGCCCUUUUCCAAUCCCAUGGCUUUACGAAAUCACACACGCAUUCACACGCAGAAGAAAAAGUAUGUCUGUCCUACUUGUGGUAAAGCCUUCCGUCUCUCCAGUAUCCUUUACAAUCAUCAAAAAAUCCAUACACGAGGAAUAACUCGUUACAGCUGCCAAACAUGUGGCAAAAGCUUCCAGGGAAAAUCUGGGCUAAAGAGACAUCGCUGUUACCGAAACGGCAAUCCAAACUCUACUGUAAAUCAAGACGGUGUGGACAAAUGCUAUACGUGUGAUCAGUGUGGACGCUCUUAUAGACAUGCCGGUUCCCUUCUUAACCACAAGAAGACUCAUUCCACUGACCUCCUACACUGCACUCUCUGCCUAAAAACAUUCACGGACCCUCUGGAUUUAGAGAGUCAUUCUCAAAUGGCUCGCCACUGCUGCCCAGAUUGCGGGAAAACCUUCUGUGAGUUUGCACACCUGCAGAGCCACAUGGAGGUGCAUAGUAAGGAACUCCCCUAUUACUGCAACAUAUGUCAACAGAACUUCCCAAACCUGGCUAGUUUUCAGCAGCACCAGGAGCUCCAUGGCGGCUUGCAGGGGCAGUCACACCAUGAGCAAGGUAUGCAGAUGCAGCAGGAUUUAGGCUGGGACUCGGCACUAGACCAGCAGAUAGGAAUUCAGAGCCUUCCUAAGAUCGAUUCAGCCUUCAGCCGAGUGCUGCAAGACCAGCGGGAAAGUAGCGAGGGAUACGGUAGGGAAGAGAAAAGUCAUGUGUGCGAGCACUGUGGGCGCACUUACCGCCACGCUGGUUCACUGCUCAACCACAAGAACAGCCACAAGACUGGCUCCUUCUUCUGCUCGGUCUGCCAAAAGGAGUUCACCAAUCUCAUGGCGCUGAAGAAUCACCGGCGCAUUCACACAGAACCCAAACGCUAUCAGUGCCUGGAGUGUGGCAAGGCCUUCCGGGUCUCCACCCAGCUUAUCUGCCACAGGCGCAUCCACACCAAAGAGAAGCCUUUCUCCUGCCUCCUUUGUGACAAGCGUUUCUCUAGCAAGUCCAACCUCCGGCACCAUCAGAAGAUGCAUCAGAAUACCCAACAGACUUAUGAGUCCUCCUUCAACAUGGAUGAUAAUGCAUUCAUGGGACUGGGCGUGGAACCUUUCCUCUAAGGCCACACUCCAAUCUUGCCGCUUCAAGGGAAGAUUUCAAAACAAUAUUCUAUUACAAGACUCUUUCUCCACCCAAGGCCCAAUGCCAAUAAUCGUACCACAUCAGGUUUUCUGCUGUACUUGUCCAGAUGGUGUCGCACACAGAUGCUAAUCUUGGCAAGACUUGCCUCCUUUACUGGGGUGUUUUCAAAUGUUGUUCUUUAAUGGACACUUAAGACUGGCAUUGAUAAAAUACUACCUCUGGUAGGGACAGUAAUACUGUAGACAUUUUAGAAUAAGUGAUAGUGCCUGUCAGAGACCAUUUUAGGUUUUUAUUUUAUUUCAUUUGUUUUGUGUCCCCACACAGUGCACAAAUUGUUUGGUAAUAUGAUAGGUCUCAGACUGAGAGCUUGGAUGAGUAUUUCUGUUCAGACUCUUACCUAGUGCUGCCUUCAAGAGCCUGACCGAUUAUUUGGCGUAAUCAGAGGGGGAACAAAACAAGCUGUUAUGGUCUUUUUUUUUAAGGUAUUAUGGGAAUAAAAGGGAUACAUGCUAUCCUUCUCAUUAUGUUUGUAUUAAGUGCUUCCAUAUUUUCAGGUUAAUGUACUGCUCAUGGUAGAUGUGCUGUAAUUGUCUCAUUAAGACCAACAUACUCUUGAUGUUCCUGCAGUUUCAUAAUGGAUGACACUGGUAAGGCUGUUAAACAGCAACCUUCACUAAGGCCUGUCUUGUAGAAAAUCUCAAAGAUAUUUAUUUAUUUAAAUAGAACUAUUUAUACCUUACAUUAAUAUUUGAAAUGUAAGCAUAUUUCUUGUCUUUAAUACUGUUAAAUGUGGUACACAUUAUGCAUGGUAUUAAAUGUGUGAUAAAUGCUAGAUUGGUCGAUUAUGUAGGUAUUCUAGAUAAUGGUUGUAAACACUUAAGAAAUACCUCUUUAAAAGCAUUCACAACAGCGUAUUUGAAAGUACAACAGAAAUAUUUCAGUUUUCUUAGCGCAUACUUUUCUAGUAAAUGUUUUAUGAAGUGGAAGUAUGUUCAAGAUUUUGGAGCACAAAAAAACUAAUGGACCCAAAAGAAAUCCAUGAUCGGUCGGGCUCUAUUAGGGCAGGAAUUCACAGACUAAACUCUUUUCAACAGUUUUU
Molecule: messenger RNA, 6198 nt
Organism: Sinocyclocheilus rhinocerous
Lineage: Eukaryota; Metazoa; Chordata; Actinopteri; Cypriniformes; Cyprinidae
Product: zinc finger protein 646-like
Exons: 5
Coding region: 437-5077 (1546 amino acids)
Source: RefSeq, a predicted model, not a curated record